AUGAGAACGCGCAAUGCCACGGCAGGCCAUCCUGCUAAUGGUCACUCCCGCAACUUGUCGGGGGUUGCGCCAUACGAAAUGGCUGCUCGCAGUCCUCCUAAUGCGAGCACGAAGAAUACCAAACAUGUUCCAUGCAAAUUCUUCCGUCAAGGUGCCUGUCAGGCUGGCCCGGCCUGUCCAUUCCUCCACUCCACCGAUGCGACUGUAGAUUCGGCUCCGUGUAAAUACUUCACAAAGGGAAACUGCAAAUUCGGCGCCAAGUGCGCAUUGGCACAUAUCCUCCCCGAUGGCCGCCGCGUGAAUAGACCUAACUUUGGCGGUGGAGGUGGUGGCGGUGGUGCUGGAGGUGGUGGAGGAGGCCAUCUCAAUCUAGGUGGUCGUGUGAACCCCCAGGCUUUUCAUAGCCAAGACUCCGCGCUCACAACUUCAGUGCUAUCGCAGCAGCGACUCAACGGUCAGGAUUCGCGAUACGUUUACCAUUUUGCCGAGCAGGACGGUUUAGCAGGAGCUGCGCAUGGCGGCCAUCAACAACAACUACCUUUAGACACGAUGGCGGGGCCUGAUGGUGGCUUGGUUAUGGAUUCGAAAUACGGUUCCCCCGUGGAGGAGAGUCGCAUCCAGACCUCCCCUCCUGGAGCUCUGACGCUCCGUGACGUGCAGCUCCCAGCCUCGUUCGAUAGUCAAGGAAUCUCCCAUAUGGCCCGUUACGGCCCUGUAGCUGCCUCUGUCCCCUCGCAGUUUGGCCUAGACCUGGCCUCACCACCAACUCAACGUGCACCAUCCGACGCCCUCCGCAACCUGCGUGACACUGCUUUCGGCUCCGAUCUACGCAGACCUACCUCGAACUUCGGCUCCUCGCCUCCCGCCGGCGUGAUCAUGGAGGACUCCUUCCAAUCCCGCUUGCUACACUCCCAACGCAUCAUCCCCCGCUCCAAAGUCAUGUCCGCAAGCGUGCCCCGCCCCAGCGCCCUAGACGACUGGGACGACAGCUUCGCCAUGGAGGAGGACUAUCUCCCCGGCAGUCUGCACGACGACGUGCUCACUCCGCAGGAAAAAAUGCGCCGUCUGUCUCGCACCGAGCACGAACUGAGCUCUAGCCAGCGCGACCUCGGCGGGCUAGGCGGCAUGACGGGCACAAGCGCUACCAAGGUCGGCUCUCCCCUGGCCUCUAGCCCCUCCCGAUUCGGCGCUCUCUUCGCCAGACAGCGACAGCGGAAAGAGGAAGAAGCUUUAGGCGGCACAUCGUCGUCCCUGAACCAUAUCGGCUCGCCGCUGCGUGAGUCUGCGCUGAACCAUCUUACUUCCAGCCCUAGCCUACGCCCCAUCGGCAGCCGCUCUGCAUCAGGCGACGUCUCGCCGUUUGUAUCAAGCCCGACCGCCAGGCAGUCGCAGUCGUCCAUGUCGAUGAUCAGCCAACAACUGAACAAUAUGUCCCUGCAUCCGAGCUCAGCUCGACAACCGUCGUCGUCUGCUACUACUCCCUCAUUAGGCCCCACGAGUAAUGCCCGCACAGCCUCCUCGCCAAUGACGUCCAGCCGCAUCGACGAAGAGCAGGGCGAUCUGGUGUUUUCCAUGGAAGAAGAGGAGAAUAAUAAACGGAAUAGCAUGGCCUGGAACUCGUCUAAUAAAUCCGCUUCCUCGACCACCGAAGACGCUUCGCCUGAGUACCAACCAUAA
This is a messenger RNA of Talaromyces proteolyticus, 1677 nucleotides long. RefSeq lists its product as uncharacterized. The record is from RefSeq and is a predicted model, not a curated record. Bases 1 to 1677 code for a protein of 558 amino acids. The transcript is spliced from 3 exons. Gene Ontology annotation, molecular function: metal ion binding; ubiquitin protein ligase activity. Gene Ontology annotation, biological process: protein polyubiquitination. Lineage: Eukaryota; Fungi; Ascomycota; Eurotiomycetes; Eurotiales; Trichocomaceae.